Dunckerocampus dactyliophorus (ringed pipefish) is the source of this 4536-nucleotide messenger RNA. It is a transcript of the gene znf703, whose product is annotated as zinc finger protein 703. The coding region runs from base 331 to 2070 and encodes 579 amino acids. Gene Ontology annotation, cellular component: nucleus. NCBI's taxonomy places the organism in Eukaryota, Metazoa, Chordata, Actinopteri, Syngnathiformes, Syngnathidae. Gene Ontology annotation, biological process: negative regulation of DNA-templated transcription. The transcript has 2 exons. The record is from RefSeq and is a predicted model, not a curated record.
CAAACUGCAGUAGUCAGACGGAGAAUCGUGCACUGGAGCACAUCGCUUUUCCUCCUCUUCGGGAAUAUUCUUGACACAAGUCUCAAGACGUGGUGGCUUUCUUUUUUUAACACUGGAUCCAGGAUGUCAGAAUAAUAGUCUUUUAAAGGAUGCCGUUUGUUUCCCUAUAGACAUUACUUGUUCCGCAUUGCGCACAAGCCAUAUUUGGAUUAUCGCACAUUUCCGCGUUUUUUUUGUUUUGUUUUGUGUUAUCAUUAUGAGCUGUGCUGGUAAAUAAAUUUUCAUUCCACAAGUUCUACACCGCCGUUCCUUCACACUUCUGGACCGCCGAUGAGAGAUCUCACCAGUGGAUCCAGAUUUUUACGCAGCCAGUCCCCGGAUAGUAACGUCCGUGGCGGUGUCACCGGUCCACGCCGCGCAGGAGUGCAGAGUCCCAGACCCGAGUCUUGUUCGUCCCCGCUAGAGCCGUCACGCCAGGACAAAAGGCUCCCCAUCAGGAUUGUAAAGAUGUUGACGGCGCACAGCGGCCAUUUGCUCCACCCGGAGUACCUUCAACCUCUCCAGUCCGCUCCAGUUAGCAUCGAGCUGGAUGCCAAGAAGAGUCCUUUAGCUUUGCUGGCUCAGACCUGUUCUCAAAUUGGCAAACCGGAGCCUCCCUCCUCUUCCAAGCUGGCCUCCCUCUCCUCAGGCGGAUUGGGAGACAAGGAUACGACAAGCCGGUCCUCCAAGACUGGAGAGCAGCACCAGUCCUCAGAGGACAAGUCCAGCUUCAAACCUUACUCCAAGUCAUCAGUCGACUGCCGUAAAGAAAUCCAAGGUUCGAAGGGGCCUUCAGAAAAAGCCUUCAGAGUGGCCAAUGGAAGCUCGAGUGGUGGCAGCGGCUCGUGUCCAUCAUUUCCACCCCAUUCCAAAUCACCAAGCUCCCCUCCGCCACACACCCAGAACCAGCCUCAUAGACAAAGCCAUUCCCCAUCCACACAGACGCAGGCCUCACACAUGGACAGCAAACCUGCCAGUUUGGAGCAACCGGGUCCGGACGUUAGCAGUGGUGCUGAUAAAAAAGACUCGGACGCAGCAAAGUCGGGGAUGGACGGGGCUCACUUGGCCAACUCCAGCCAUGUACGAGCCAGUGCCAACUCCAGUAAUGCUAGCUCAGCCAGCAGUCCGCGGCCUGAAAGCAAGGCCGACACACCGGCCUCGUCUCAGCCUAACCUGGUCUCUGGGCACAUUGCUCCCGUCUCCCCUUUUAAACCAGGACAUUCUGUCUUCCCAUUGCCUCCGGCGUCUAUGGGCUACCAUGGCUCCAUAGUGGGGGCCUAUGCAGGUUACCCCUCACAGUUUGUUCCUGCUUUGGAUCCUACAAAGUCCAGUUUGGGGUUAGGACUUCCAAGUAAACACCCCAGUUCUAGUCCGCUCACUGGAGCCUCUCCUCCGUCGUUGAUGCAGGGCUUAUGUCGGGACCCUUACUGUCUGACUUACCCCAACGCACAUCACUUAGGAGGAAGUAACUGUUCCACCUGUGUCCAUGACCCCUCCAGCCUCAAGUCUGGUUUCCCCCUAGUCUACCCUUCACACCACCUGCACUCUUUGCACUCUAACGCCUUGUCUUCCAGCACCACCCCCUCCCUCUCGCACCCCCUCUAUACGUAUGGUUUCAUGGUCCCCAAUGAAUCGCUACCCCACUCGUGUAACUGGGUGUCUGUCGGAGGCCCCUGUGACAAAAGGUUUGCCACAUCAGAGGAGCUGCUAGCCCACUUGCGUACCCACACAGCUCUGCCUGGGAUGGUGGACAGUAAGCUCUUGUCAGCCUAUCCUUCAUCAAUUUCAUCAACAGCCUCUUGCCAUCUUCAUCUCCCACCACCCAGCAGCCCAGGCUCCCUGCCUAGCUCCUUCUCUCUCCGAGGAUCCCCUGGAUUGGGUCUGGCCCGCUACCACCCUUACAGCAAAUCGCACCUGCCUGGAGCCCCUGGCCUUCCGAUGCCAUCCCUACCUUCCUCAUCGGCUUACUACUCCCCCUAUGCUCUCUACAGCCAGAGACUGGGCUCUGCCUCAGCCCUUGGAUACCAGUGAUGUCAUAAAUAACUGACGUUCACAGACUGCAGGCACCAGCUUGACCUCUCCGGAGCGACCCCGAAGAUAGACGCGAAGGAGAUGUGUCCUCAGCAGUACAGGGCAUCAUGCCUUCUGGCCAGCCUGUUUGGAAUACCACCUUUUAUAGCCUCAGGACUGGGACUGGUGCUCCAAAGGCAAAAGGCUAUGUGAUGGAUUAUAUGCCACACAGUCAGAAGGACUUAAAGCUAUUAAUGACACCAAUAAGCAGAGCUUCAACAUGAUUGAAUUUAGAUUUCUUGAAGUGUGUCACUCAGAACGGAAAGUCUGUAUUUAUUUUUCAAAUAAGCGCUUGCUAUUCAACUCUGGGGUGCAUUUUUACCGUCCAAAUACAUUGAAAUAAACAGAACAAUUUAAGUAUAUUAAUUACCGCAAUGCCUAUGUCACAUCAUCUUUUUUUGUUGUCAUUAAUCUCUGAUGGUUUAUUUUAUUCUUUUUUUGGGGGCUUAAUCAGACUGGAGAAGUGCAUGUCCGUGAGAAUGAGCUUGAACGAUGCGAUUAUUUUUAUUUGUAAAUAUGCAAAGAUGUAAUAUUUUUUCAAGCCUAUGUCGUGUAUGGGUCGUGUUGCGUUCCAAAAUGGUACAAAGAUAAGUUGACAGGUCAAAUCUGUUAUUAAGGACUGUACUAUCCAACCAACAGGGCAAAGUCUUAUUUUAUUAAAUAAAUGAUGAUUGCUUUAAACUUGUUUUCUCUCAUUCAUAUAUAUUCGUAUAUGUAUAUACAAUAUAACGGUGAUUCCCAACCACUGUGCCGUGGUACAUCAAAAUAUCAGAAAAUUAUUGUUUAUUUACUACAAAUAAUAUCUUUGUUGACAGGCUUCCGCUAGAUGGCAGAAGGUACAUAAUGAACCUGUUGCCAGUGUUGUUUGAUGGUGUGAUGUUUCUCAUGUAAAAUAUGUGCCUUGGCUCAAUAAAGGUUGGGAAACUGCACUGUAUCGUGCAAAGCAGCAGCUGGUGACCACUCAGUCUUUCUAUUGCACUUACUGUAUCAAGGUCUAUCCAUCAUUCUGGUCUCUGUGUAAUAUUUCAUGGCUCAUAUCAGUUGACAGGGCUGUCCCAGAGAGGGCAGCCUGGGUCACAUUAGCCCAGUUAGCUGCCCUCUGAGGACCAUCCCCUCUCCUCCUUCCAUCACCCGCAUUGACGUGAGUGUAGCCUUUAAUUGCUGAUUCCUGUUUGUGAGCUCUGAAAACGGCCUUCUCAGCAGAAGGGGAUGGUGGUGUGCAGUGGGUCACUGGGACUUGAAUAAUGAUUCGAGGGAGGUGUUGACCCAGGAUCUCCUCACGCUCGUGACGGAUUGGCCUGCAACACAAAGGCCAUAGCUGACAAAGGGAUGCAGUUAAUAGAGAAAUAUUCAUCAAAGUCAUGCUACCUCCCCUGGGGAAGGCGGGGAACCUCAAACGUGGCGGUUGUCAUCAUUUUCUUGCUUAUGUCAGCAAUCUUGAUGCUGUGAGAUACUAAUUCAACAGGAAGGAGUCAGUCCAUCUACUAGUAGAGCAUUUGGGUGCUGAUAAUGUGUCUGUGUCUCUGCUCUAUUUGGCCGACAUGCUGUCUGUGGCGCGGUGCAAAGAGUCUCCAAGGUGGCUAUUGACCCCGACUCCCAGACUCCUCUACUCUCGCGGUUCAUUAGCACUCCAGACAGGGGAAAGGCAAGCACAGGUGUCACUUGACAGGACCAUUAACAAAAUGGAUGACCCUCCCAAACCACAUCCAGUCCCUGCCUCACCAGCAAGGUCACAGCUCCCUGAUCACCACUCUGAGCGGCUCUGUGGCCACACGCUUAUUUUUCUUUUUUGGAAAGUGGAGCCACCCACUCCACUUUAACAGAAGAGUCCAUCUGAACUCUCCUUUAAUAGCCCUAUCUUGAUGGAUUAUAUGUAUGGAUAUUUACAUUUUAGUGCUCAUAGUGCAUUUUUAUUUAUUUUUCAAAGUUAUUCAGCGAAUAUACAGGCUUGUGUUCCCCCCUAUAGUUGAGCUACAUGAAUUGUGUUAGUGGAGCGCAGCACAGUUGGAAAUACUGUACUGUACUGUGUUUCCCAACCUUUAUUGAGCCAAGGCACAUAUUUUAUAUUGGAAAAACCUCACAACCCUUAAACAACUUACUGUACUUAUGCACCUUCUGCCAUCUAGUGGAAGAGCAUUUCAAUGUUCUUCCUGUCACUGUAUACUGUAUGGUUGGCAUAGAUAGAUGAACAAAGAUAAAUUAUUUGCAGUAAAUAGUGGAGUCCUCUUAAGUCAGUCUUGCUUGUGUCUCACAACACAUUAAGUCACGGUCCAUCGUGUUAUUAUUAGUUAUAUUAUUGGCAAAAAAUGACACAUGGUUGACUGUUUUUCUCCAUAUAAAAUUUCAGACUUAAAAGUGUCAUUUCUAUGAAAAAUUGCUCUGUUUAUGUUGAUAUGUGUGUACUGUCUAGUUACGCAACAAUAAAAA